Molecule: messenger RNA, 5170 nt
Organism: Gadus chalcogrammus (walleye pollock)
Lineage: Eukaryota; Metazoa; Chordata; Actinopteri; Gadiformes; Gadidae
Product: terminal nucleotidyltransferase 5A-like
Exons: 2
Coding region: 714-1964 (416 amino acids)
Biological process (GO): mRNA stabilization
Molecular function (GO): RNA binding; poly(A) RNA polymerase activity
Source: RefSeq, a predicted model, not a curated record
CUAGUUUUCACAACUUCUCCAGCAGCUGUGCAGCGGGACUUCUGUGGCAUUGUACAAUGCCAACCCUCGAAAAAAGAAUCCAAAAUGUAAGUCAUAAUACAAUUUCACGCACCACUUUCUGAAGAAAGCAAAAGUAGGUGUGCAGAUUGUCGAAUAUUAUAAUUGCAACAUUUGUGCGUAACGGAUGCAGCAGCAGCAGCGGAGAAGGAGGCGCGCGGACGGCGGUGCGUAAAAUCGACACUUUCUCCGACGAAAAAAAAAGGAACGGCUACUUUUCGGAAUGCGUGUUCUUUUUCUUUCUUUUGAAACUCCUGUCAAUGUUGGUGGAUGCAUGCUGUGGACGUGCCAUGUUUUGAACGGGUCAGAAAAUAACGGACACCCAGCAGAUGCGAGUGAGUUAUCCUCAAGGCUUUGUACAGCUGAUGAAUCGAAUUAGUCUAGCCUAGCAGACUUUAUGUAAGAAGUAGGACUACACUAUCUCUGGCUACGCGUGUCCACAGUGCACGUCCUAGUUUAUGCAGAAAUACCAUUUUGCACGGAAUCGUAUCAUGUUGGCGACUAGAAGCGACCGUAAAUCGCCGAUUUAGAGCACAGGCCCCAGCAGUCAUCUGAAGGGGCUGCACGGAAACUGACCCCUCGACCAAAGCACGAGAAAUCACUCGAUAUAAACGUGUAUGUUUACAUUGAACAACUAAUAUCUACCUCCCGGCAAGAUGGACGAGCCCGCGGACUCGCCGCCUCCUGUGGACAGUUGCUUAGACAGAGACAGCCUCAACCUCAGCGUCCUAAACUGGGACCAGGUGCAGCGGCUGGACGCCAUACUCACCAGCUCCAUCCCCAUCCACGGGCGAUGGAACUUCCCCACGCUGGAGAUGAAACCGAGGGACAUCGUCAAGGUGGUCCGGUGUCGCAUGGAGGAGAAGCGGAUACAUGUGCGGGAGGUGCGGUUGAACGGCUCCGCCGCCAGCCACGUCCUGCAUGAGGACAGCGGUUUGGGCUGGAAGGACCUGGACUUGAUAUUUUGUGCCGAUCUGAAAGGGGAGUUGGAGUUUCAAAUCGUGAAGGAUAUCGUUCUGGAUGCACUGCUGGACUUUCUGCCGGAAGGAGUGAAUAAGGAGAAGAUCACACCAGUCACCUUAAAGGAGGCCUAUGUCCAGAAGAUGGUGAAGGUGUGCAACGACUCAGACCGCUGGAGCCUCAUCUCCCUCUCCAACAACCGCGGCAAGAACGUGGAGCUCAAGUUCGUCGACUCCCUGCGGCGGCAGUUCGAGUUCAGCGUGGACUCCUUCCAGAUCCGCCUGGACUCCCUGCUGCUCUUCUACGAGUGCUCCGAGCACCCCAUGGCCGCCACCUUCCACCCCACCAUCCUGGGCGAGAGCGUGUACGGCGACUUCCCCGCCGCCCUGGACCACCUGCGCCGGCGGCUCAUCUGCACACGCAGCCCCGAGGAGAUCCGCGGCGGGGGGCUCCUCAAGUACUGCCACCUGCUGGUGCGGGGGUUCCGCGCGGCCUGCGCGGCCGAGAUGAAGCUGCUGCAGCGCUACAUGUGCUCGCGCUUCUUCAUCGACUUCUCGGACAUCGGCGAGCAGCGGCGCAAGCUGGAGUCCUACCUGCAGAACCACUUUGUGGGCCUGGAGGACCGCAAGUACGACUACCUGGCCACGCUGUACGAGGUGGUGCGCGAGAGCACCGUGUGCCUCAUGGGCCACGAGCGGCGGCAGACGCUGAGCCUCAUCUCGUCGCUGGCGCUGCGCGUGCUCGCCGAGCAGAACGCCAUCCCCAACGCGGCCAACGUCACCUGCUUCUACCAGCCGGCGCCGUACGUGGCCGACGGCAACUUCAGCAACUACUACGUGGCGCAGGUGCAGCCGGUGUACUCGUGUCCGCCCUCGCCGUCACGCCACUACCACCCGCCGCCGUAUCACCCCGUGUACCAGCAGGCCACCUGGCUGCCCUGCAACUAAAAAAAAAAGGCCAAAAAUGUUGUUCGUCCCGUGUUCUGCUUGUGCUGCCGUCGCUGCUGCUGCUGCUGCUGCUCGCCGCUGCCGCUGUUGCCGUCGUUGUCCAUGGUGGCUCCCCCUGACGUUUUUGCGAUGAUGAGGAAGAGUUUCUUUCUCUGAGGAGUUCCGGGGGGAAAUGGGAGAACGGAGGAUGGAAAGGGGAGACAAUGCAUCAAGGUCCCCCCGACGCGGAGAAAGGCUUUUCUCCCCGGGGGGGGGAAGGGGGAUUGUUGUCAGAGUGGGUGGUGGGAGCGCGAGUGUCAGAUAUUGCCCUCAGUCCGGUGAACAUGAUAAUGACCCUCAUAGCCUCGUUCGUAUUCAAUACACAGUGUUGCAGAAUGUCUGAGCUAACAGCAAUACCGGACACGGUGGUUUUCAAUCUAUGCUGAAAACCAAGACUUAAGAUUUUGUACAAAGAGCGCAUCAAAAAACCAAUCUACGGUCGACGAUCACAGCGAUCCAGCGAGGUCGAUUGCGAACCACGAGUGGAAAUAGAGAAGUGGGAGGCACUCUACAUGAGAAGAGGAACCGCCCCCCCCCCCCGCAGCAGACGGACAUUGUCGGCCAUGUUUAUCCGAUGUCAUCGCAACGGACAAAAGCACGCUUCAUCACUGUACAGAAAUAACUUUCUCUUGAGGAAAAAAGUGCCUAGAUAAAAAAAAAGAAAUCCUACAGGGAAGAGAUAUUUUGUUAUUCCUGUUUUUUUUAGAGGACUAUAGAGCUGUUUUAGGGGCCGAUCUCACCGAACGCUUUUUUGUAAUAGCUGGGGCGGGGCUGUAUAGUCUUUGUCCCCCUUGGUUCUCAUUGUUCUCAUUGAACCAAGCACGGUUCCCAAUGAGAACAAUGGCUAAGUGUCUCACUGUUUUCUAAUACGAGCUACACGCUUUUUUGGCCGCGCGCAGCUGCACGCAUCCCAAAUUGAAAACAUUUAAACUCUGGAGCCCGUCCUCAUUGUAGGUUUCGGGGUGUACAUGUUUCCUGGUUUCCUUGCAACAGUAAAGAGGUACAUCUUCCUGCUGUACAUUUUCUAGGCUAAUUCUAACAAAUGCAGUGCAGUACGCCUUGUGUUUCACAGCCUGCAAAGUUUUUUUUUCGGUGGGCUCAGCUCCUAAGGGACCUGUGUGGGCUAUGCUGUUAAUGAAUGUAUUUUGGACCAAAGAGUGUCAAUACUGAGAUAGAUCUCUUAUACUAAGGGUAAAGGCUUAAGGAGCAACCGAGUAGAUCCGGACCAAUGCAAAACCAGCUGGAAGGGCAGGGAGGUUGAUGAGUGAGUGUGUGUGUGUGUGUGUGUGUGUGUGUGUGUGUGUGUGUGUGUGUGUGUGUGUGUGUGUGUGUGUGUGUGUGUGUGUGUGUGUGUGUGUGUGUGUGUGUGUGUGUGUGUGUGUGACGUGUGUGUGUGUGGGUGUGUGGGAGAUAAGAACGAAGAAGGACAAAAAGGAGAGGGAGGUGAGAGACUUGCCAAACCCCGCAACACACAUCACCAGAGUUGGUCUCCAUGGUUAUGUGGCGCUAAUACAAACGGCAUGUUUGUCAGAGGCGUGGAGGUUGCAUUGUGUAUACACACACAGGUAAUGCAUGUCUAAGUAGAUAUUGAUAGGCCUGAAGUGAGGACAUACAACUUGUAGUCAUACAGGCUGGUAUCCCCCCCACCCCCACCCAGAAGAAAACUCUGACGUUGGAACACAAAAGAAAGAUUAGUUCUUUGUGUGUUUUUAACUUGUAUUUUUCUUUGAGAUACGGGGGAUUGGGGCUUGACGAUCGGUUCCCAGCUGGUUGUGCUCUGACUAAACACAGAAAAGUAAUGUCCAUUUGUGGAAAUAGAGAUAAGGAUAAUCGCAGUAUAUGCAGGGAAUGGGAUCAAAAAAAUCAAAACCAAGGGUGGACUACAGCAUGUUUCAACUCUUGGAUGGGGAAUUUGAGUUUCAGAAGUUCCUCGAACCAAACCUCUCGUCAGAUAUCCUAUUUUUCUAUUGACCUCUAUUUUUGUACAGUUUGUGUCUGGCCGCGGCCAUAGGGAGACUAGUGAGGUUGAGUUGUCGAGUAUAAAGAGUAUUUUUGUGAGAUUUUCUAUGAUACUACACUGUUGAAGAGCAGUGGCUGCGACUGGGCGUGAUACUUGAUGUGUUUUCAGCUGUGUCAGAUGUUUUUUUUUUUCAUUGCUCAAAAGAGAUUGUGUCACUUUUCUGUUCAGAGGUUUGAAUGCCACACGUGUGGGACCUAAUUAUUACUGGAGAGUAUUGUCUUAAGAUGAAUGGAGUAAUAAUAAUAAAAACACAACCAAACAUUUUCUUUUCUUCUCUUCAAUUCAAUCAACAUGAUAUUAUAUACUAUAGUGCCAGAGAAGAAAGUAUCAUGUCUCCCUGUGAAUAUGCUAGUUUUCUAAAAGAGGGAGAUGACUUUACAUUUAAACAAAACCUCACUUCCCAACUGGGAUUAUUGUAAAAUGGAGGAAGACUGAUAUUUAGCACUAAAUCAGGCCAAUGAGAGAAUAAGAGAGGGAAAAGCAGGCAGACAAAGAGGCUGAGUAAUCCAGGGUUGGCCAUGGCUUUUGACAGGGUGAACGGCCCCAGAUAGCUAACUGCAGGAUCCCAGCAGGCAGGCCUGGCACCGCUAGCUUGUAGCCUGCAAACGUGAUGGAAUCCUCUGUGGCUAUAGCAGCUAGCUAGCCAUUAGCGAUAGGCGAGCUAGCCUCUUGCGACCAGACCAUGUCAGAAAGAUUCUUGGCUUUAUUUUUAUUUUAUUCAUCCAGGUUGAAACACAUUGAGAUAAAAAAAUCGAUUUUGAAAAGGGUAAUCUGGUCACAAGGAUAGUUAGUAGUGCAGCACAGGGGGAAAUUCAACACAAAACAAACAACACAACUUACAACAAUUGGUCAUACUCCAAAGAUACUACAAAGACUAAAAAUCCAGCGCAUUGACAGCAGCUAAUCGCACUCCAUUCCAGGUUCUUAGGAGUCUAUUGAAAACAGUCGUCAGUCCUAAGGUCUUUCUGCCAGGCUUGGCCGUUCAAGGGCCCUACAAAUGCAGUACGGGAACCUUACUGCCGGCCGAGCCUUGUUCCCCCAGAAACACAUGCUGGCAGCCGGACUGUGGCCUGGCUCAACGCUCUGCGUCACUGUAAUGCCAAGACAACCAGGGACCUCCAGAUGUCAUGUCCGACGCCUCCAUUCU